Gloeophyllum trabeum ATCC 11539 is the source of this 1369-nucleotide messenger RNA. RefSeq names its product alpha/beta-hydrolase. The record is from RefSeq and is a predicted model, not a curated record. The transcript has 8 exons. Bases 1 to 1074 code for a protein of 357 amino acids. NCBI's taxonomy places the organism in Eukaryota, Fungi, Basidiomycota, Agaricomycetes, Gloeophyllales, Gloeophyllaceae.
AUGCCUGUAACACCCGAGCUGCUUAAGCCUCUUGUGUCAUCCACUUUUAUUCUGGACCAUCGGCUAUCGGGCUCCUCGCUCCAAGUUGUCGCUAAGCGGUAUCUAGACCCAGCAAACCCCAUACCUCCAUCGGACAAUUCGGCAGUAACACUCCUGUUUGCUCACGGAAUUGGUCUCACUACGGAAUUAUGGCUGCCCAUUAUCAAAACGAUAUAUAAGGAUAGUGUUAAUGCUGGCCAUAAGAUCCGGUCGAUCUGGGCGGUAGAUUGUCCUAACCAUGGAGACGCCCAUAUUCUGAACGAGGAGGUACUGAAAGAUCAAUAUCCAAGCCAAUUCUCCCUUCGCGAAUACGGUGCCGCUAUAUCGACGUUCCUGUCAUCCGGUCUCCUGUCAUCCGCUGAAGUCUCGAAUCUUGUUGGCGUUGGACACAGUGGCGGCGGUGGAGCCCUCGCUGUAGCUGCUGCAAUAGCUUGCAUAUGCGGCGGCGUCCAGCCGCUCUUCAAGGGACUCAUUUGUGUAGAUUCGCCCUGGAUGCAAGACAGAUCCGCGAAACCGGCGUUCGAAGAGCUCGUGCAAGUGCUGGUUUCGAUGGAGUUAUCAAAGCCUCGUGAAUGGCCUGACAAGAAGGCAGCCGUGGAAUAUCUCUCCGCUCGGCCGCCCUACAGCAAUUUCCACCCAGACGUCAUGCACGUUCUCGAAGAAACACAUUUCAGGGCUGUCUCCUCGAGCCCUGACGAUCCCCGCGUGGCGCUGAAGACGUCGAACGAGCAAGAGGCCGCCACAUGGAACUCCACCGACGACGCGUUCGCCGCUGCGGAGCUCCUCGAACCGACUCUGAAGGCGACGCCAACGCACUUGAUCUUGGCCACCCGAACCGACAUAUGGCCUCCGCAAGUACUUGAAAUGCUCAAGCGGACGGUCGAAUCUCACAGGGAACAGCUCGCCUCUGUGGCGUACAUAGACGCGAGUCAUUACAUUCCGCAGGAGAGACCGUACGAGCUUGCGGAAGCGAUUCUCGCGAUACUCAACGCUGCUCCCGGACGUAUAUCAGACGACCAUGAGGAUUCUGUGUGACAUCUACAUGUAAGGUGGAAUGUGUGUUAUCGGUUCUUUCCCAAUCUGCAGAGGGUUGAUCCAGAUCGAGUGCCACACUGUUGAGUAAUCGAUACAUCCUUCAACCAAAAUGUGGAAUACAUGCUAGCGUCCAUGGUGGUAAUACAAGGAGUGUAUGUAGGUAACGAUACAAUGCGCGUCGUUUUGACUGGCGUCAAAUUACUGGGCUCCGGGUACACGCCGAAGUGGAUGGUGAAUGGUUAACCAUCCCGGAGCCCUCUAUCAAGCUCUGCCGCAACAUAAGAUCGCGGUUAUG